AUGUUUUUAAAAUGUAUUUUAGAUAAAAAUGACCCUGUAGAACAUGGGGUUGAAUCAGAUAUAUUGGACACUGAAUCAUCUGCAAUAAAUGAUGAAAAUGACCAUGUAGGACAUGGGGUUGAAUCAGAUAUAUUGGACACUGAAUCAUCUGCAAUAAAUGAUGAAAAUGACCAUGUAGGAGUUGUAGGACAUGGGGUUGAAUCAGAUAUAUUGGACACUGAAUCAUCUGCAAUAAAUGAUGAAAAUGACCAUGUAGGACAUGGGGUUGAAUCAGAUAUAUUGGACACUGAAUCAUCUGCAAUAAAUGAUGAAAAUGACCAUGUAGGACAUGGGGUUGAAUCAGAUAUAUUGGACACUGAAUCAUCUGCAAUAAACGUGGUAAAUACUACACUUGAUUUGAAUUCAGAAUACCCUACUGAUAGAGGCAGAUUCCCUGACAACAUUACUGAUUCUAAUUUAAAGAGACAAAUCAUCUCAUAUGGUCCUUACUUGACUACUAAAACUGGAAUGAAAAUUCCAAGGCGAUGGUUAUGUUUUUCAGUUAUAAUGAGUAAGGUAUACUGUGAAACUUGUUGGCUCUUUGCCAACAGAUUGAACGCAAAUUUCAAGUAUAACUGGAUUCAAGGUAUAUGUGACUGGCAAAAUUUGAGUACUAAAAUAAUGAAACAUGAAAAAUCCCAUCAACACUUAGAAGCUGUUCAAAUACGAUUACUAUGGGUAAAAAAUGAAACAAUUGAAAAAAAUGUAGAAAAACAAAUAUCGAUUGAAGCCCAAUUUUGGAAAGAUGUUUUGACCAGAUUAAUAAAAAUUAUUUUAAGUCUUACUGCUGGAAACUGUGCAUUAAGAGGAAAUGAAGGGAAAAAAAAUACUGAUUCAGAAGGAAAUUUUCUACGCACCGUUAAACUUAUUGCCGAAUAUGAUCCUGUAUUAAACAAAUUACUUUACAAUGAAGAAAUGAAAAUAAAAUAUCUUAGUUGGAAAAUACAGAAUGAGCUCAUUGAACUAUUGGCAUCAAAUGUUAAAAAAUUAAUCUGUGAUGAGAUUCGAAAUGCUCAAUGCUUUACAAUAAUAAUGGACUCGACCCAAGAUAUCACAAAAAUAGACCAGGUUAGUUUAAUUAUAAGAUAUGUUAUAGUUGAUUAUGAAGCAAAAUCUUUCAAAAUAAUGGAAUCUUUUUUGGGAUUUUAUCCAUUAAUUAAGCAUGGUGCUGAAGAUCAUGUUAAUUUAAUUUAUGAAAUAUUGAACAAUUGUAAAUUGGACAUAAAAAGAUGUAGAGGUCAAGGGUAUGAUGGGGCAUCAGUUAUGAGUGGUGCAUAUACUGGUGUCCAAAAAAGGAUUUCAGAUGUCGUACCAAGUGCUUCCUACAUUCAUUGCACAGCUCAUAACCUCAAUUUGGUUAUUUCUGAUAUUGCUAAAAGCUCUCAAAAAGUAGCUUUAUUCUUUGAUCUUGUACAAGAUAUAUUUCUGUUCUUUAGCAAGAGCGCACCUAGAUGGGCAUCGUUGGCUUUUGUGACAAAAGUGAUGAAAAAAAUAGAGCCAAAUCACUGA
Molecule: messenger RNA, 1548 nt
Organism: Metopolophium dirhodum (rose-grain aphid)
Lineage: Eukaryota; Metazoa; Arthropoda; Insecta; Hemiptera; Aphididae
Product: zinc finger MYM-type protein 1-like
Exons: 8
Coding region: 1-1548 (515 amino acids)
Source: RefSeq, a predicted model, not a curated record